Microtus ochrogaster (prairie vole) is the source of this 3652-nucleotide messenger RNA. It is a transcript of the gene Ccdc3, whose product is annotated as coiled-coil domain containing 3. Lineage: Eukaryota; Metazoa; Chordata; Mammalia; Rodentia; Cricetidae. The record is from RefSeq and is a predicted model, not a curated record. Gene Ontology annotation, biological process: negative regulation of gene expression. Gene Ontology annotation, cellular component: extracellular region.
CCGGGACAUGGUGAUCUGGCCACAGAGCAACCAGCUCCUCGGAGCUCGCGCAGCCGAGCGCCCAGGCCGUAGUUCCCGGGGGCGGGCAGGCGCUGCGGGCUCCCCGGCUCCCCGCCUUCCCCUGCACCCGAGCGGGCCAUGCGCCCGGGCUAGAGCGUAGCCGCCGGCAUGCCGCUCCCGCUGCUGCUCGCCGUGCUCUGCCUCGCCGCCUGCCCGGCCCCCGCGCGCGCCUGCCAGCUGCCGUCGGAGUGGCGACCCCUGAGCGAGGGCUGCCGAGCCGAGCUGGCCGAGACCAUCGUGUAUGCCAAGGUGCUGGCGCUGCACCCUGAGGUGCCCGGCCUCUACAACUACCUGCCGUGGCAGUACCAAGCUGGAGAGGGAGGGCUCUUCUAUUCCGCCGAGGUGGAGAUGCUGUGUGACCAGGCGUGGGGCAGUAUGCUGGAGGUGCCCGCCGGCUCCCGGCUCAAUCUUACAGGUCUGGGCUACUUCUCCUGUCACUCCCACACGGUGGUCCAGGACUACUCCUAUUUCUUCUUUGUCAGGAUGGAUGAAAAUUACAAUCUCUUGCCUCAUGGAGUCAAUUUCCAAGAUGCCAUCUUCCCAGACACACAAGAAAACAGAAGGAUGUUUUCCAGCCUCUUCCAGUUUGCUAAUUGCUCCCAAGGGCAGCAGCUGACCUUCUCGAGCGACUGGGAGAUCCAGGAAGACAACAGGCUCAUGUGCUCCUCGGUGCAAAAGGCCCUGUUUGAGGAAGAGGACCACGUUAAAAAGCUGCAGCAGAAGGUGGCCACCCUGGAGAAGCGCAACAGGCAGCUCCGUGAGCGAGUGAAGAAGGUCAAGAGGUCUCUGAGGCAGGCGCGGAAGAACAGCCGCCACCUGGAGCUGGUCAAUCAAAAACUCAAUGAGAAGCUGGCGAGCGCAGGUGCCCAGCAGCACCUCAAUGCCCUGGGCCGGGAGCCCCCGCGCGCCCCCUACCUGCACGGGUAGCGUGUGCAGGAGGAUGCAGGCCUGCCUUGCCUCUCCCCCGAGGGAAUAAAUGCGGGUUCCGUACACGCACUUAUUUCAAACACUAUAGGAGAUACUCAUUAGGCAUUUGGUAGAGUCUAACUGGGUAAAACGACAAGUCUUAACUUUCCUUUCCAUUGGGUGCUGGGCCUCACUGGCCACUCGGCUUCAGACCUUAUUGUACGGCAUGCCCUUUUUCUGUCCUGGUGCCGCACAAUACCUUAAAGCAGUAGGAUCUCCCAGUUCUGGGCCAUCUUGAGUCUGGCCCUCAGUCUCAAAAGUGUCUCUUCACUGUGGAGAGACCAUUCUAGAAGAGAACAUACACGAAGAUAUCACGGGACUCUUUUUAUUUCAGAAGAGAGUCAGCGUGAGUCUCGGCAAUCAGAGCUGGCACAAGCCUGCAUUCUGAAGAGACACCGUUUUACAGAGCCUUCCGGAAUGGCCUGCUGCUUUUGUUCACAGUUUUAGAAGCAGGGUGCCCACAUGCAAAUGUGCAGAGACCCCAACUCCAUUCAGAAUUUCCCUCACAGCCGACGCAUGUUAAGGCUUAAUGACUUUAUCACAAGCAAGGGAACUGAAUAGGGAAUUGAGCGGCUGGUAAUUGGUAAAGGUAACUUAUAUCAGUUUUCCAACCCCAGCCCUCCAGGGCUGACAUGAUACCCACAGUCUGUUUUAGUCUAAAGAGUAAUUGCUUUUGUGGACAUGCUAUGUUUCAUGACGCUGGGAGUCAACCUAGUAUCUUGUGCUUGUUAGAUAAGUCUCUAGUAUUGAGCUGUACACUUGGCCCUACUGUAUGUCUGAACCAGGCCUCUUUUGAUGGACAUGUAAGGAUGUUUUCAACUCUUGUUCCCAAAUUGGAACUUAGCUCUGACACUGUAGAGUCUUAACUUGGUUUGCUCAGCCUGUCGUGCCUUUGAGUUCAAGGUCAAUGACCCCAGCACACCGCUACUGUCUGCUCUGCAAAUGCAUCUCCCUGCCUGGUGGGAUUCAGUGAGGGCCAUCUUCCCACCCAGGAUCCCAAAGGGUGUUGUCUAGGUAUACCAACCCAAGCUUCUACACAACCUCCAAACCCCUAUGCCAGAAACACACACACAGUCUCCUCCAGGUUCCCUUCAAAAGGUCUAUGCACACCCUGAUAGAAGUAUUUGUGUAACAGUGCACUUUCUUGUAAUCAACUCUUUAACAAAGCAUUCUCUUUGGAAAGAGCUGCAAGGCAGUUAGUUCAAUAAGAGCGUGCUCACUGCCCUUCCCACUUAAGACGGAUCGUGUCUCAGCUGUGCUAUUCAGAAGUCAGCUGAGUGGCUGCUGCUUCUUCUCUCCUGCUGAUGGCCCUCCAGACCAAAUGUCCUCCCAUGUUGUCCUACCAAUAGAGAGAAUCCUUUGUCUCUCUAGUGUCUACCACCCAAAGCCCACUCUAGUCUCACAAGGCUGAUAAAAUGGCCAUUCUGUCACACUGCUACCCUUGUGCUUUUCGGAAGUCCAGGCACUUCUGUGAGAAGUACCUUGUAUUGUAUGAGUAUUGUGCCCUUGGGUAGACUGGGCAUGAUAGGAACUUCUAUUCUGGGACCAAUCUUCCUCCACCCUCAGCCCCUUUAACAGCACUGUUCCUAAUUUGCUACAUAGGUGUGCCUUCUCGUUAAUUCUCCCUGGGGUCAUUUAAAUAAAGAGGUUCUGUUGCCUCCCAAGAGAAUGGCAAGCUUAGAGAUGACAGAGCCAGGACUCGGUGAACUGUGGAAGCCAAGAUGCGCUAUGUUUUGCUUUCCCAAUAAACAUGCGCAGUGGUUGCAACAGCAGUGAGACAAUGAGCGUGUCUUUGAAUCAGGGAGGUUUUGGGAUUUCCAACUUCGGCCUGGAAAAAUAAUUCAGAGCCAUUGGGGCAGACAUCUGGGAGUGACUCUGGAACACUGAGGACUGUUCAAGCCUGCGUGCCUGCCAUCCCCUGAUGGAUGUGACCUGAGUAUCCCUCCCCUUGGGUUCCCAUCUCUCAGCACAACUGUGCUCCUGCUCUGCCGCUCACCUGGGACAGGAGGUAUUAUUAAUCAAUGUCUUCAGACAUGUACCUAAGUCUUGCUAAAGGAAACUUCCCCAGGUCCCAUAAUCUUGUACCUUGUCAUCUUGCCAGAGCCCUCACCACCUCUUACUCAUAUGAGUGUGAUGUUUAAUGUUCCAUAAAAGGAUGACUCCAAGCAUCACUCAGAACAUAACAAACACCCUUUCUCCAGUCUGUUCUGGAACCUUCUGUGAAAUGCAGGCUACUGUCUCCUUUCCCUUCAAGGUACCAGAAGAUGAAUCGUCUUUUCCAAAAUCACAAACUAAGUAAGAAGCAGGUAGACUCUUGAAUCUUUAAACGACAGUCCCCAGGAAUGUCCCACUGGCAAGGUGUGGAGGGUAGCAAGUGUAGAAAUGAGACUUCCAUAGCUCCACAUUGUGCCGAGAGUCAAUGUCUUUGGUGGAUUCCCAUUCAGGGCAUUGUAUCUUCUGUACUGUUUGCUCCUUUCGAAAACUGUUUUAAACAUGGGCUAUAUUGCACAGUAUGACCCCACCUGGUAGAAGUUACUGGAAUCCUGGCAUCUGGAGCACAAGACUUAUCUAACUUUGAAGAGAAAGAUUACAAACUCAAAUCACAUUGACUUUCAAUCAAAUGGCA